This is a messenger RNA of Cotesia glomerata, 845 nucleotides long. RefSeq lists its product as uncharacterized. The coding region runs from base 254 to 805 and encodes 183 amino acids. NCBI's taxonomy places the organism in Eukaryota, Metazoa, Arthropoda, Insecta, Hymenoptera, Braconidae. The record is from RefSeq and is a predicted model, not a curated record. The transcript has 3 exons.
CAAGCGUUAUUGUAGUUUAGUUGCUUCUAAAUAACAGACAUUGCUCGGAAACUGUUCAUUCAAUUAAAUAUUCCCUGUCUGACAACUUGGUAAUUCCGACGUCCGAAAAUCAAAGUCGCUGCAGACCAAUUAAUUAUAAUUAUAAUUUAUAAUAAAUUAAUUAACUAAACCAACACGUAUAAAUUACUAAAUAUCCGGAAAAAGAACUGAAGGAAAUUAAGUCGAGUAUGUAGAUUUUUUUACUCGACUGAUAAUGACAUUUAUACGAAGAAAUUCUCUGUGUCCUUGUGAUAAAAAAAAAUUACCCUUUAAAUCGUUACUAGCGUACGUCGUGAUUGGAUUAUUAGCAAUAGAAAAGAUUACUGCAACAACUCAAUUUCCAACAAUUUCAAAGUGUCGUAAGAAAAAUGCACAUGUUUCUAAUCUCGACUCGGUGCAAAACACACCUUCAUUGAAUUCAACCAAAGGAAUAAAACGAGCAAAUGAAAUAAAAGUCAAUCAAGACGAGACCUUCAAUCCGGAUAGUGUGUUAAUAAAACCUUCAGGUAGAAUUCUUCUUCCCGAAUUUAAUGGAACAGAGAACACGAAAUUCAUUUCAGCAAAACGGAAAAAUUCUUCGAACCAGACUUUAAUUAAUUUACACAAAGUAAAACCUCUGAAAGUAAAUGCAAGUGAACUUCCUGCAGCGAGAUUCAUUCCAAAAUUGCCAGCCCAUCAGCAAUUGAAAAAUAUUUCAAAGGUCAACUUACAAACUCGCAUGCUGUUUGAUCGAAGUGAAUUGAAAAAUAAUACAAAAAAUGAAUAAAUAAUCAAUUAAUGGAAUAAUAAAAGUAUACUUGAAUAUA